AUGGUCAAAGCUAUUAGGGUUCAUGAACUUGGUGGACCUGAGGUUCUGAAAUGGGAGGAAGUGGAAAUAGGAGAGCCAAAGGAAGGAGAGAUCAGAGUGAAGAAUAAGGCCAUUGGGCUUAACUUCAUCGAUGUACACUUUCGCAAAGGAGUUUACAAGGCUGCCACAAUACCUUUUACACCAGGUAUGGAAGCAGUUGGUGUGGUGACUUCCCUGGGUCCUGGACUAACGGGCAUGAAAUUUGGAGAUCUAGUCGCUUAUGCUGGUAACCCAAUGGGUUCAUAUGCUGAAGAGCAGAUCCUUCCGGCAGAAAAAGUGGUGCCUGUUCCUUCCACUUUGGAUCCUGUUGUAGUUGCAGCUGUCAUUUUCAAAGGAAUGACUACUCAAUAUCUAGUUCGUCGGUGUUUCAAGGUUGAACCUGGACACACAAUUCUUGUUCAUGCAGCAGCAGGUGUAGUUGGGUCUCUGUUGUGCCAGUGGGCAAUUGCCCUUGGUGCCACUGUAAUUGGAACCGUCUCAACCAAAGAAAAGGCAGAUCAAGCCAAAGAUGAUGGAUGUCAUCUUGUCAUAAUGUACAAGGAAGAAGAUUUUGUUACCCGUGUCAAUGAGAUAACAUCAGGCAAAAGAGUUGAUGUUGUCUAUGAUUCAGUUGGAAAAGACACAGUCCAGGGUUCUUUGGCAUGCUUAAAAACCCGCGGAUACAUGGUAAGUUUUGGGCAUUCCUCCGGUAUGCCAGAAUCACUACCAUCAGCACUUGAUGCGAAAUCGCUCUUCUUGACAAGGCCCGCCCUCAUGCACUACAGUCUAACACGGGAGGAGCUGCUUGAAACUGCUGGAGAGCUAUUUGCUGGUGUCACAUCAGGGGUCUUACGAGUCCGUGUAAAUGGCACCUACCCCUUAUGCUGA
Molecule: messenger RNA, 906 nt
Organism: Ilex paraguariensis (yerba mate)
Lineage: Eukaryota; Viridiplantae; Streptophyta; Magnoliopsida; Aquifoliales; Aquifoliaceae
Source: the annotation of a GenBank genome assembly